Messenger RNA from Odobenus rosmarus divergens (Pacific walrus), 1297 nucleotides. It is a transcript of the gene BMP15, whose product is annotated as bone morphogenetic protein 15-like. The transcript has 2 exons. Gene Ontology annotation, cellular component: extracellular region. The record is from RefSeq and is a predicted model, not a curated record. Gene Ontology annotation, molecular function: cytokine activity; growth factor activity. Gene Ontology annotation, biological process: BMP signaling pathway; SMAD protein signal transduction. Bases 54 to 1262 code for a protein of 402 amino acids. Lineage: Eukaryota; Metazoa; Chordata; Mammalia; Carnivora; Odobenidae.
ACCUAUGUGAAAGGAAAGGCUCAGAGUGACAUCCUUUGAGCUUGGGCUGGAACAUGUUGCUGAACACCACAUCUUUCAAGAUGGUCCUCCUCAGCAUCCUUAGAAUUCUUCUUUGGGGACUGUUGCUUUUUAUGGAACACAGGGUCCAAAUGACAGAGGUAGGGCAGCCCUCUAUUGCCCUCAUGGCUGAUGCUCCUUCCUUGCCCCUGAUUCAGGAGCUGCUAGAAGAAGCUCCUGGCAAGCAGCAGAGGAAGCCCCAGGUCCUAGGGCAUCCUUUGCAGUACAUGCUGGAGUUGUACCAGCGUUCAGCUGAUGCACGUGGGCACCCUAGGGAGAACCGCACCAUUGGGGCCACCAUGGUGAGGCUGGUGAGACCCUUGUCCACCGUAGCAAGGCCUCUCAGAGGCCCCUGGUGUAUAAAGACCCUGGAUUUUCCUCUGAGACCAAACCAAGUAGCAUACCAACUAGUCAGAGCCAUUGUGGUUUACCGCCAUCAACUCCACCUAGCUCAUUUCCAUCUCUCCUGCCAUGUGGAACCCUGGAUCCAGAAAAGCCAAACCAACCACUUUCCUUCAGGAAGAGGUUCCUCAAAGCCUUCCUUGUUGUCCAAAGCUUGGACAGAGAUGGAUAUCACACAACAUGUUCGGCAAAGGCUCUGGAAUCCCAAAGGACACAGGGUUUUACGACUCCGCUUCAUGUGCCAGCAGCAAAAAGGUAGUGAGAUUCUUGAAUUUCAGUGGCAUGGUACUUCAUCCUUGGACACCGCCUUUUUGUUACUCUAUGUCAAUGACACUCAUAAAAGUGUUCAGAAGGCCAAACUUCACCCCAGAGGCCUGGAGGAGUUCAUGGGAAGGGACUCUUCUCUUCUCUUGCGGAGGACCCGGCAAGCAGGCCGUAUCACAUCUUGGGUCCCUGGCUUCUCCAAGGAACAUGAUGGGCCUAAAAGUAACCAGUGUUCCCUCCACCCUUUCCAGGUCAGCUUCCACCAGCUGGGCUGGGAUCACUGGAUUAUUGCUCCCCACGUAUAUACCCCAAACUACUGUAAAGGAGCCUGCCCUCGGGUACUACACUAUGGUCUCAAUUCCCCCAAUCACGCCAUCAUCCAGAACCUUGUCAAUGAGCUGGUGGACCAGAGUGUCCCUCAGCCCUCCUGUGUUCCUUAUAAGUAUGUUCCCAUUAGCAUCCUUUUGGUUGAGGCAAAUGGGAAUAUCUUGUACAAGGAGUAUGAGGAUAUGAUUGCCCAGUCCUGCACAUGCCGGUGAUAGCAAAGGUAAAGCUAGCUCAGGUGUUCCGAGAA